AUGGCGUCUGAAAGCACAUCUCAAGCCCAGGAGGAGAAAGCAGCUCUUCUAGACACCACCACUGAAGAACAUCGCGAUCAAACCGAGAGUGACUUAGCGAAAAAAGAGCCUAAACUGAUGCUUUAUCAUUGGACGCAGUCGUUCAAUUCUCAGAAGGUACGUCUGGCUAUAGCUGAAAAAGGCUUACACUGUGAAGAAUACGACGUGAGCCUGCCUCUGAGCGAGCACAAUGAGCCCUGGUUCAUGCACCUCAGUCCCACUGGAGAGGUGCCCGUCCUGGUCCACAAUGAUACUGUCAUCUGUGACCCCGCCCACAUCAUGGAGUACCUCGAGCACAACUUCAAUGAGGAGGGCACUGUGAAGUUGAUUCCUGAGGAGGGCAGCACAUACUACCACCGGGUUCAACAUUACAGAGAACUGCUGGACUCACUGCAGAUGGACGCCUACACACAUGGCUGUAUCCUGCAUCCUGAGUUCACUGUGGAUUCACACAUACCAGCAUACGCAGCUUCUUGUAUACGAGCACAGAUAGGAAACACACAGACAGAGCUAAAGAAACUGGCUGAGGAGAACCCAGAGUUGAAAGAUGCUUAUCUUGCCAAACAAAGGCGGCUAAAGUCUAAGCUGUAUGACCAUGACAACAUGAAGUAUCUGAAGAAGUUACUGGAUGAACUAGAGAAUGUAAUGGAUCAAGUGGAGACAGAGCUUCAGAGGAGGGCUGAGGAAACACCAGAGGAGGGCUGUCAGUCAUGGCUUUGUGGUGACUUCUUCAGUAUGGCUGACGUCUCCCUUGCGGUCACCCUGCACAGGCUCAAGUUCCUGGGCCUGUCUCAGCGUUACUGGGGCAAUGGUAACCGCGUCAACAUAGAGACAUACUAUGGCCGUGUGGUACAACGGCCGGCGUUUAAGAGGGUUCUCGGUCACGUCAACAACAUCCUCAUAUCAGCCGUGCUCCCUGUGGCCUUCCGCGUCGCCAGAAAGAAUGCUCCAGUUAUUUUAGGUACCACUCUCCUGAUAGGGAUUCUGGGAGGAGCUACGUACCUGGCUUUUCUGUACAUGAAAAAGAGGGUCACGCUGUUUUGUUGA
Boleophthalmus pectinirostris (great blue-spotted mudskipper) is the source of this 1086-nucleotide messenger RNA. RefSeq names its product ganglioside induced differentiation associated protein 1 (gene gdap1). Bases 1 to 1086 code for a protein of 361 amino acids. The transcript has 6 exons. Lineage: Eukaryota; Metazoa; Chordata; Actinopteri; Gobiiformes; Gobiidae. Gene Ontology annotation, cellular component: mitochondrial outer membrane. Gene Ontology annotation, biological process: mitochondrial fusion; mitochondrial fission. The record is from RefSeq and is a predicted model, not a curated record.